AUGGUGAGCUUGGAAGAGCAAUGUGGAGAAAAGACUCCACUUGUCCAACCUGACCCGGUGGUGUUGGAGAUUAAUAGCUUGCAAAACCAACUCAAAGAAAAAGAUAACAAACUAGCGACUUGUCAGGGUGAUAUCAAAGCAUUAAGAGCAAAUGAGGCUCUCAAAGACAAGGCCAUAGAAGAGUUGAGAAAUGGAGUCAGUAAACUGGAUGAAAGACUUAGAGCUACAGAGGAUCGUCUUAAACAAAAGAAUCAAGAAAUCAAGAAACUGACGGAUGAAAAGAAGGAUGCAUUGGCUUCACAAUAUGCUGCAGAAGCAACACUUAGAAGGGUACAUGCAAAUCAAAAGGAUGAAGAUUUUAUUCCAAUUAAGACUGCCAUUGCUCCCCUUGAAGCUGAGAUAAAAAUGUACAGGAAUGAGAUUAAUUCACUUCAAGAAGAAAAUAAAGCUUUGGAACGACUCACAAAAUCAAAAGAGACAGGAUUGUUAGAAGCAGAGAGCAUUCUGAGAAGUGCUUUAGAGAGGUCCCUAGUAGUUGAGGAGGUUCGAAAUCAGAACUUUGACUUGAAGAGACAGAUUGAAAUCUCCCAGGAGGAGAAAAAAAUCUUAGAGAAAAAGCAUCGCCAAAAGAUUUUAGAAGUUGAAAAGCUUAGCCAAACCAUUCAAGAACUUGAGGAAGUUAUCUUAGCUAGUGGGGCUACUGCUAAUGCUGUUCGUGAUUAUCAGCGACAGAUUUCUGAAUUGCAAGAAGAGAAGAGGUCAUUAGAGAGGGAGCUAGCAAGGGUAAAAGUUUCAGCCAACAGAAUUGCAAAUGUUGUGGCUAAUGAGUGGAAGGACGAAAAUGAUAAGGUCAUGCCGGUCAGGCAAUGGCUGGAAGAAAGAAGGAUUAUGCAGGCAGAGAUUCAACGGUUGAAAGACAAGCUAACUACAUCAGAGAGAACAGCUAAGGCAGAGUCACAAUUGAAGGAUAAACUAAAGCUAAGGCUUAAAACACUGGAGGAAGGCUUAAAGCAUUUCUCAAGUUAUCCAAACUCUAUGAAUGUGUCUGGUGCAUCUCCAAAAGCAGAAAAGUCGAACAUCCUAGGUUUCGUAACAACCGGUAGUGGGCUGAGAAAGAGAUCCACAUCACAACCAAGGGCAUCUGCGGUUAGAAGCUCUUUGUUCCAGCAACCAAAUGUAAAAGAUAACACAGACAUUGUACCCGGGAAUUUAAAACUGGGGAGCCCUACAAAGAGAUACAGUUCUGCAGAAAAUAUGUUGAAGAAAGGAAUAUGGGCGUCCAGAAGUAAAGUUACUGAUAAUGCUGAAAAGGAAAAUGAGAUGCAGGUGAACACAGACAUGACGUUAAACAGAUGCAAUGACGAAAGAGAAGCAGCAGAAAUUAAAACCACUGUUAAUGUCAAUGAAGACCCUGAAAGCAAGAAAACAAACGGAUCAGUUAGGGAUGAUGUGGUAUCAGGUUUUCUAUAUGAUAAGCUGCAACAGGAUGUCAUCAAUUUGAGGAAGUCUUGCGAAACUAAGGACAGUAGUUUACAAUCUAAAGAUGAAGAAAUUAAGAUGCUAACAAAGAAAGUCGAUACUCUCACAAAGGCCAUGGAAGUAGAGUGGAAGAAAAUGAAAAGAGAAGCAGCCGCCAGAGAGAAAGAGGCUUCAUCAACAAAGUCAGAUGAUAACAGGAAAAACAGAAGCGCAAACUCCUCUAAAAGGCUGACGACAGAGCGCUGA
Sphenostylis stenocarpa is the source of this 1725-nucleotide messenger RNA. NCBI's taxonomy places the organism in Eukaryota, Viridiplantae, Streptophyta, Magnoliopsida, Fabales, Fabaceae. The record is from the annotation of a GenBank genome assembly.